Messenger RNA from Adineta ricciae, 600 nucleotides. The record is from the annotation of a GenBank genome assembly. Lineage: Eukaryota; Metazoa; Rotifera; Eurotatoria; Adinetida; Adinetidae.
AUGAAUGAAAUUAUAUUUACUAUGGACGACGGGCUAUGUAAAAUAUCGAAAUCGAAACUAGAAUAUCAAUUUCAGAUCAUGUUUCGUUCAACAUGUUUUCAAUGGGGAUUUUAUGAUCCUCAAAUGUCUGGUUCAAUCGAUGGAACAGAUCUAGUGCCACAUGAUCGAGCGCUGGUUCGUGCUUAUCAAUCAAAAUAUAAGCGCCCACAUCGCUCGCCAUCCACUUUAUUCAUCGGACAUAUUCCACCAACUUGUACAGAAGAUGAUUUAGCAAAAAUCUUUCCUACUGCAUCUCAAAUCGAACUUAUACGUGAUACUGUAACACGAGAAUCGAAAGGUUAUGCAUUUCUCGACGGAAAAAUUGAUCGGAAGAAGGAAUAUCAAUUCAAUGGACAUAUCUUGUUAGUCGAAGAUGUUGCUUCGAAGAAGCUCGUGGGUUGGAAACCAAGACGUUGUGGAGGUGGCUUUGGAGGUAGAAAAGAAUCAGGACAAUUGAGAUUUGGAGGCAGUCAAAGACCAUUUAAACAACCGUAUCAUGUCAAUGAUCAAGUUAAACAACGAUGGAAAUAUUUAGAAAAACAGCGAGAUGAAUUCAAAUAA